Bactrocera neohumeralis is the source of this 3436-nucleotide messenger RNA. RefSeq lists its product as uncharacterized. The transcript has 4 exons. The coding region runs from base 1719 to 3374 and encodes 551 amino acids. Lineage: Eukaryota; Metazoa; Arthropoda; Insecta; Diptera; Tephritidae. The record is from RefSeq and is a predicted model, not a curated record.
UCAAGAGAUUCUUCACCAGUACUCCAGCCAACGUAUGAUAACUGCAUGGACAGUCGCAGCUUAACCGACCUUUUAAAAGGUACGGUUGAAGGGCAGCUUGUGCUUCACUUUCAGCAGAAAAAUGGUUUCUUGGACGCCAAGCAGCAGAUUACAAUGUGUCACUGCGUAAUAGAGAAUUAUAUAGGAAGGCGGAAAAAACUGACAUAUGGAGAAAUGCAAAAGUGGGCCAACAUCAUCUGCGAUGUAUUCCCCAAAGAGAAUCCGAUAAGUAUUACGAAAAGAAGUGCUGGCUGCAGAAUAAUUGCACACCAUGGGAACAGGUUAUUGAUUACUGGAAGUCAAAGAAUUAUAGAUAUCCAUAACGCCAGUUCUUUAAGCUGCAUUUUUAGUGAAUAUCCGCGCUAUAAGGACUUUCGUGGAUAUGAACUUGUAGAAAUAGACUUUGAGACUCUUUACCCCGGGAAAGGAAAUAUGUUAUUUUUGAAAUUGGAGAAGUUUUAUAAAGAAAUCAUCAAAAUUUUUGAUAGAGAUAUAAAAGAUCGUGUUUCAAGGGAACUAUUCUUAAAGUAUUUGCACAUUGACAACAUCUCAAAUGAAUGUAAAUAUUGUAUAAGUACAAUUCUUCUACAUGCUUUGCUACAGCUUUUGAGGCUUAGUAAGGACAAAAAACCAACAAUAGCUGAUGCCCAAACAGAUUUCGUAACACUCGUUGCAACACGUAAUGAUAUUCAACCCACAAUAAUUGAAUUGAAGAACCAGUUUGCGGUAAGAAAGGAGAAACUACAGCCGAGAAUUAUCGUCGUUGGAUCAGAUUGGUCAUCCAUUUCAGAGUUUUAUGUUUUUUGCGAUGGUCUGCAAUGGAAAUGUACUACGUAUAUGAAGUGCGUUGACUGCAUUAUUAAACUAUCGUACGUUUAUAAGAUAGAGUAUUCACAAAGAAGCAAGCAAGUAUGAGCAUUUUUAGAACAACAUUUUUUUGAGUUGAAAUCGGAAGAAUAUUCUUCAGUGGCAAAUCUUUUGAGUAAAUUAAACUAAUUUCGUCUAAUUUUGCUAUAAUGGCCAAUUUUGCUUGUUUCAUUUGUCAAAAAGCUCACUUAAAUCCUAUAGAGCUGAUUAAACAUCUAAAGUCAGCACAUGGUACUCCACCAGUUUGUAAAUUUCAAUGUAACGCAUAUAAUUGCAAACAAAUUUUUUAUAACAUUUACAGAUUUCAAAUUCACCUCAAAAAACAUUUGAAAAAAGAAAUUCGCAAUAGCCAAUCUUGUAAAGAAAAUUCUCUUGCUCUUAAUAUUCCAAUUCAAACAACUAGUUCAUCAAAUCAACUAGUACCAAUUCAAAAUAUUACUUCUUUAAAAGAUUCAAUGAUCGCGUUUCUACUUCAACUGCAUUCCAAAACGAAUUUUUCUCCAAUAUCUGAAAUAUUAAGUGCCAUUAGUAAUUUUCAAGAAAAUAAUUCUAUACUUGAGGAAGUAAUUAAAAUUAUAUCUCAGCCAUUUUAUGAUUUAACCACCGAAUACAAAUUUUUCAAAGAAAUAGAAAAACUAGACCUGUAUAAACAUCCGCAAAAAUAUAUUGUUAGCGACGAACUCUCAGAAGUCAUACUUAAUAACAACCCAACUUUAACCUCAGCUAGAACCGAAAUAACCCCACCAGACAUUCCUUUUCAAAUUUAAAAUUUUUUUGAGAGUAAAGGGAUCUUAGAGGCAAGGCUUUUAAAUAUGAAAAACUUUUCAGAAAACCUUCCUUAUACUCAUUUCAUCAAUAGCAGCUUUUGGCAAAAUUCAAAGAAAAAUAAUGUAACGAUUCCAUUUUUUUUGUAUAUGGAUGACUUCGAAAUUAAUGAUCCUUUGGGCAGUAAAUCUGGCCAACAAAAAAUAUGCGGUAUAUAUUAUAACUUUCCAAGCGUACCUCAGUACCAACUUAGCAAAUUAUCAAAUAUAUUUGUAGCAGGGUUUGUUAAAGUUCGAGAUCUACAAGAUUGUGGAUUUACUGAUUGCCUUACACCACUUCUGAAUAUUUUAAAAACAUUGGAAAUUAAUGGCCUUCAAAUAAAUGUAGAUGGCAAAAGCUGUAUGAUACAUUUUAAACUAGUACAAAUUUUAGGCGAUAAUCUUGUUCUUAACACUGCAUUAGGCUAUGUCAGUUCUUUUUCUGUGAAUUCUUGGUGCAGAAUAUGCAAAAGGCAAAAACUUCAAAUUCGUACAGAUUGUCUUGAAGUCCCGAACUCAUUACGAACUAGAAGUAGUUAUAAUAGCGAUAUUUUACUUAACAAUCCUGUUGUUAGUGGCAUUAAAAAUGUUUCGAUAUUUAAUUCCUUGUCAAACUUUCAUGUAACCGAUAACAUUGCUUGUGACAUAAUGCACGAUUUAUUUUUGGGUGUUUGCAAAUAUAAUUUUUCCAAAAUUUUACAUUAUUUUGUGUAUGAAAAAAAGUUUUUUUGUUUAGAAACUUUCGAUUACAGGAAACAGAUGUUUCAGUAUGGGGAUACAGAAAUUGGCAAUAUAAGUCCACCCAUUCAAAAGCACCAUAUACAAAACGCUUCAUUCAAAAUGAACGCGAGACAGAUGAAAACAUUUUCUCACAUGAUACUGCUCAUGGUAGGUGAUCUAAUUGAUCGAGAUGAUUUAGUAAAUAAAUUCCUUAUUCUGUUCGUAAGACUAAUUGAUCUGCUUUUGCUAUCUAAUUACAACGAUACAAUUUUAAAUGAUCUCCAAUUAUUAAUUGAAGAGCAUAAUUUUACGUACCAAAAAUUAUUUAAGGAACAUCUGAAACCAAAGUUUCAUAACCUAGUGCAUUAUCCUACAAUAAUUAAAAAAUUGGGGCCAAUAAAACUUUUAUGGACAUUUCGGUUCGAAGCUGAACACCAGUUGCACAAGCAAUACGCGCAAAGCAUUACCUCCAGAACAAAUGUUCCAUUAACAUUAGCAAUUAAAUCCUCCUUACGAUUCGCUCACUGUGUUUUAAAAAACAAUUUUUUUCAGCCAGAAUAUAGUUUUAUAAAUAUUGAAGAAAUUAAAAUGGGAUGCAAUGAACAUUUGUCAUCUAUAAAUUUGAAUUUCAGCUUGUACAAGAGAACAAAUGAAAUUAUGUUCCGAGGUGUUAAAUUUAAAAUUGGCCACAUAGUUACUGUAACUAUAAAUGAAAAUAUAAAUAUAUAUGAAGUAUUGGAUUUUAUAAUUAAAGAAAAUAAUGUAGAAAUUGUUGGAAAAAAAUGGACACACUUAAAUUUUUCAGAAAGGUUUCAAUCAUAUCUUAUGGGGCCCGUUACAGAAAUAUAUGAUGUCAUAAAUUUGAUAACGUUAGAUGGUCCACCUAUUCACUUUGAUUUGCUUAAUAAUGGCCUUAAAGUUUUAAGACAAAAGAAGUAUUGGUAAUUUAAUUUAUUGAUUUCUUAUUUAAUGUGUAUAAUACUUAUAUAUUUUAUUUGCUAUUUAUA